Molecule: messenger RNA, 2940 nt
Organism: Fonsecaea multimorphosa CBS 102226
Lineage: Eukaryota; Fungi; Ascomycota; Eurotiomycetes; Chaetothyriales; Herpotrichiellaceae
Exons: 1
Coding region: 1-2940 (979 amino acids)
Molecular function (GO): triacylglycerol lipase activity
Source: RefSeq, a predicted model, not a curated record
AUGGAAUCACCCCAUGCUCCUGGGACGGCCGACCUCACUUCCGCUCACGGCCAAGACGAGGAAUGGUCCCCUUUAACAGAUGGCUUCGGGGGGUUUGUUGACAUUGAAACUCUUUCUGGUGGCUAUGGCCAAGCACCUCGACUCGAAACCCAAAAUCUGUAUGACGACGAUCUGAUCGGCGUCAGUAUGAGUCGAGCUCAAACCCAGAUGAGAUCUCCAGAUACUCCUGUAGCCGAAAAGGCCAGAGCUCUCAAUCUGCCUGUUGAAUACUUCCACAGAAUUCUAGCACUGGCCGAAGAACCUGAGAACGACAAUGACAGCGACGAAGCAGACGACACCCAGCCCAAUGCGCCGCAUGCUAGCCCGAGGCCACCUGCAGACUACCAGGAUGAUGCCGGACGGUCCGCCUCUCCUGAGAGAAUCGAAACGAGAAGCUCUUCACACGAUUCGCUUUCCGCGAACCAGCAAUCACGAUCCUACAGCUAUCCCAUCAAUUCACCAGGCCUCCCCUAUGAUAGGACGUACCCAUCCCAGGCUGCAACGGUGGAAGAUGCAAAGCAUCUUGCAAGGCCGACCUGGGAGUACCAAUUCCCACCACACCCAACCCGAAAACCACCUACGCCGCCUGAAGGCGGUCAGAUUCCCCAGCAGACUCGACGUUCUGAGAACGAUGUUUCACACAUUGAUAGCCUCGAAGAAGGGGCCCCGUCACCGAAACCUCACAGAUCGUCCGUCACCAAGGACCUUUUAUCCGGGGCUGGAAGUGAGCGAAGGCGUAGUUUGUCGUCGGCUCCAACGAACUUACUUUCCAAUUUGCGAAAAUUGUUACCAGACCUUCCAUCUGGACAUUUCAGCAGAAGCUCCAUAUCGCUUUCUUUUCUGCCAUCGAGCAAUGGUAACUCCGGGCAGCAGAGUCCUGCUGGCGGUCAGAUGACACCAACUAAUAGGACAUUUCGAUGGUCUCUUCGCGAACCACUUCAAAGGCGUAAUACUGACACAUCCCGCAAUAUGCAGCCAGACCCUGUGCCAGCUCACGACCUUGUUACUGUGUCGCGCAGUCAGAUGGACGGCAAUGUGCAAUCGCUGCUCUCCCCGACCAGCCCGGCAUCCAACGUUAGCCGGGCACGUUCCAACUCCGAAGGAUCUCUGUACAUAAGGAGAAGGGUCUCCGGUGUCUCAGCGUACGACGACAUCAGCGCGUUUGCCCACGUUACUGAUAUGGCAAAUUCUCGAUUCAAAGCCAUUACAGACAGUUUCCAGAAUUCGACACUGAAAAUGCCUCGGCUGCCCGCACUCCGACAAGUAGCGAAGCGACGCACGUCGCCCGACGAAUCGAACGGUGAAAUCCCUCCCGGAAUCGACGAGGCUAGCGGCGAUGGGCAAGGACAGGCUCACCAGCACGCUUCGGUCAAGAAGAUACGGAAUGCAGCAAAGGGCGUAGAGGUGGAAACUCCGCAGCAGCGAGCGCAUCCAAUAUUGUCACACGCUCUUUCAAAAACCACUGGUGACAUUGUUAUCUUGGGCGGUUAUAGGGGAUCAAUCUUGAGAUCAGCACAACCUCCUCAUCGACAACUCUGGGUCCCCAUCAAGGUUGGACUGAACAUCCGCAAGGUAGAUCUUGAAGUUGGUUUGACGCGCGAGGAUGAAGAGCGCAUGGAACAGACCAUUAUCCCAUCUGGCAUUCUUUCGCAUAUCGGCCCGAUCGACAUUUGUCGAAGACUGCUCAAACAUAUGAGGAAAUGCCCCAACACACGUGAGAAUAAGCUGAGAGUCCACGACUGGGGCUAUGAUUGGCGACUAUCCCCGGACCUUCUCAGCAGAAAGUUGAUCAAGUUCUUGGAAUCACUGGAGUGCAAUCAGCCGGGGACUCCUCACGAGAAACGGGGGGCCACCGUUAUCGCACACAGUCUUGGGGGGCUGAUCACACGGCAUGCUGUCAACCAAAGGCCAGAGCUUUUUGCAGGUGUGGUCUACGCCGGCGUUCCGCAGCACUGUGUCAAUAUUUUGGGGCCGUUGCGGAACGGCGACGAUGUGCUUCUUUCUUCCAGAGUCCUCACAGCCCAAGUUAAUUUUACGCUUCGAACCAGCUACGCUCUUCUUCCGGAAGAUGGCCGCUGCUUCAUCCAGAAGCACACCAACAAGAGGUACGAUCUGGACUUCUUCGAUCCGCACGUCUGGGACGAGUACCACCUGUCCCCCUGCAUCAACCCGCCGAUACCUCGCAGUCUCCGAGAGAAAGAAGAUCGUAGGAAGAGUAUAAUUGGAGCCCUUUCCGAAAGCAUUUCGGGGUCCACCAAACGUACUUCGUGGUUUGGAGGUCAAGGUCCUCCGGGCCAAUCCUCCCAUCAAACGGAUCCCAGAGAAGCUCUUGAAGAAGCACAUCAGCAUGCCGUGAACAAGGCCUUGGAGGCGGGUCAGGACACGGAAGGUAAUGCGGAAGGAAUGGUUGGACCAUCCAUGAAACAAUCUCACCACCGAAACAGCAUUGCAACCGCCGUAACAAUUCCGAAAGACCUUGCAGAAGAUUAUCUGGAUCGUACGCUGGCGGAGGUGUCGGUCUUCAAACAACAGUUGAAGUUUAAUCCUGGCCACCAGGAAAGCAAUCUCUACCCACCCCACGCGUUUAUCUUCGGCAAGACGGUGCCCACCGUGUACGGGGCUAGAGUUGCCAAUAAAGAAGCGAUCAAGUACACGGAUGCAUUCGAUGAUCUGGCAUUUGCCGCAGGAGACGGAGUGGUGCUUGCAAGUGCAGCGCAGCUACCAGAAGGGUACCGGUGUGUCAAAAGGGGCAGAGUGGAGAGUGAUCGGGGACAUGUGGGAAUUAUGGGCGACCUCGAAGGCAUGGGCCGCUGUUUGGAGGCAGUAGUCGAUGCCAGAGCAAAGGGCGUUGGGUUAGGAAAAUCAUAUGCUCGUCACGCAAGGGACUCGAGCGAUUCAUGA